Molecule: messenger RNA, 601 nt
Organism: Prorocentrum cordatum
Lineage: Eukaryota; Dinophyceae; Prorocentrales; Prorocentraceae
Source: the annotation of a GenBank genome assembly
AGGCGGCGUCUUCCCGCCGGACCUGAACUGCAAGGCGGCGCCGGCCGCGGUCGCCCUGGACGCGCGCAGGGGCGGCCCGCCGCCGCAGCUCCGCGAGCGCGCCACGGGCCACGCCUCGGCCGCGGAGGCGUUGGGGAGCGAUUGGAAGAUGACCACGGACAACCUCAACAAGCUCGAGUCGCAGAAGACGGAAGACAGCCCCCCCGAGACGGGCGACUCGCUUCUGCAGGAGGCCAGCGAGCACGGCCGCCGCGCGGGCCGGCAGCGCACCGCGGGAGCGGAGGCCGGCGCGUUCCUGGCGCCGUAGGCCUGAGAGUAGGGGUCUCCCCGGCCGCGGAGGCCUGGUGAGCGUCGCUCCCAGACCCUCGGGGAACCCUCUCCUUCAUGCCAAGUGCUGCGCCCUCAUUGAGCGCGAUGGCGUUCCACGGAUCUGAUGUUGCCACACGGCGUACACGCCGGCUGCAGCAGUGGUCACGAGCGCGCAGUGUCGCAGAGGUUUCACAGUGUAGCAUGACUUUUGUGCUUCCUUGUUUGAUGCUGCUCGCCGCAGACAAAAGCGGCAAUCCUUUCCUUCCUUCCUCCUCUUGCUGCCCGCCUCCCC